AUGUUGGAGGCCGUUGGCCAAUUUGGACGUGGGGCACCACCUCAAACUAGAUAUGAGAUGGGAGAAACAUAUUUAAAGAAAGAAGUAGAAAGAACAAUAAAUUUGUUGACACCAUACAAAGACGAAUGGAAAUCUAAUGGAUGCUUGAUUAUGACGGACGCAUGGUCCGAUAGAAAGAAAAGGAACAUCAUGAACUUAUGUGUUAAUUCAAAGACGAGGACCGUUUUUUUGUCAUCUAAAGAAUCAUCAGAUGAAGCUCACACAAGUGAACACAUGCAUGAGUAUGUUGAAAGUUGCAUCAAAGAAGUUAGCCCUGAGAAUGUGGUUCAAAUUGUGACAGACUCAAAUAAUAUGGGAGUGACCAAGUUGUUAAAGGAAAAAAGACCAACUAUUUUUUGGACAUCUUGUGCAACACAUACCCUCAAUCUUAUGCUUGAAAGUAUUGGUGGACUACCUAGGUAUAAGAAAAUUCUCGACCAUGCAAAAACACUCAUGGUGUUUAUUUAUGCUCAUCAUAAAACUUUGGCCAUGACGAGACACGUUACCAAGAAAAGAGAUAUUGUGCGACCGGGAGUCACACUUAGCAACACCUUUAAAGGGAAAGCCGCAUAUAACAUAGUGAUAAAUGCCACAUUUUGGACUGAUGUAGCAUUAUGUUUAAAGGUUUUUGCCCCUUUGGUCAAAGUUCUUCGCAUGGUUGAUGUGGAUCGAAAGCUAUCAAUGGGUUUUGUAUAUGGUGAGCUUCAAAAUGCAAAACAAGAAAUUAUUAAUGCUUUGGGCAACAAUAAAAAAAACAAUCCGGAGAUCCAAAAUGAUAUUGAUGUGACCGAUGAGAUUGUUGAUUUUGUCGAUACAAUACAUCCAGGAGAUCAUUCUUUGCAAAACCAUAUCGUGAUAGUUGAGUUGCCGGUUUACAUGGGUAAACAAGAAAAAAUAAUCGAGAAAUUACAAUUAAAGGAUGUGAGGUACAUACAAAGAAAAGAAAUAGAUUAG
Molecule: messenger RNA, 993 nt
Organism: Lactuca sativa (garden lettuce)
Lineage: Eukaryota; Viridiplantae; Streptophyta; Magnoliopsida; Asterales; Asteraceae
Source: RefSeq, a predicted model, not a curated record